GUGUCCACAAGCUGCUGUCAGUCAGAAGGCUGCACAGUCCGAGAUGGGCUCCUCGCAGGCACCCCAGAUGGGGCGUGUGGGAGGGCGAGGAAUGAUGGCACUGCUGCUGGCUGCCCUCCUCCUGCCAGGGGCCUUGGCUAAGAGCAUCGGGACCUUCUCAGACCCCUGCAAGGGUGCACGUAUCACCUCCCCCGGCGACCCCUGUUUCACUGGGAAGAGUGGUUCCAGUAGCUUCAGUGGCCACAGUAGCUCUAGCAGUUCCAGCAGCUCCAUUUCCAGUUCCAGUGGCUCCAGCAGUGGCUCUUCUGGUGGCCCCAGUGGUUCUGGUGGCUCCAGUGGUGGCGCCAGUGUCUCCAGUGUCGCCCAGGGUGGUUCUUCAGGAUCUGCGUUAUUUAAGCCAGGAACAGGGUAUUCCCAGAUCAGCUACUCCUCCGGAUCCAGCAGCUCCCAGUCAGGAAGCAGCAGCUCCCAAUAUGGAAGCAGCAGUUCCCAACCAGGAUCUGGCUCGGCUCUACCAGUCAGUGAUGGUUCUUCCCGCUUAGGAUCUUCCCAGUCUGGAGGCGGCUCAAGCUCAUCUGUUUCCCAAAGCUCUUGGAUAUCCAGCAGCAAUGGCCAAAGGGUCAACUCUAAUUUACACCCCUGUAAUUCAGAUGUCUCUGACUCUCCCUGCAGUGGGGGGCCUAUUGUCUCCCACUCUGGCUCCUACAUCUCCAGCUCCCACUCUGUGUCAGGAGGUCAAAGGCCAGUGGUGGUGGUGGUGGAACAGCACGGCUCUGGUGGCCCUGGAGGGGUCCAGGGUGCCCCCUGCAACAGUGGUGGCCUUCCAGGAAAGCCCUGCCCCCCAAUCACCUCUGUAGACAAGUCUUACGGUAGCUAUGAAGUGGUGGGUGGCUCUUCUGACAGUUAUUUGGUCCCAGGCAUGACCUACAGUGGGGGCAAAAUCUACCCUGUGGGCUACUUCACCAAAGAUAACCCCGUCAAAGGCUCUCCAGGUGUCCCUUCCUUUGCAGCUGGGCCCCCCAUCUCUGAGGGCAAAUACUUCUCCAGCAAUCCCAUCAUCCCCAGCCACAGCUCUUCUAGUUCCAAUGUCUACCAGUCGGGAUCUUCCUCAGCCAUUGUGUUCCAGCCAGUGGGCUCUGGUGGGGUCCAGCCCUGUGCAGUUGGCUCUAAGGGGCCCUGCUCCCUCUCGAGCUCUGGAGCCCACAGCAGUUCUAGCAUUUCCAGUAGUUCAUCCUUCCAUCCCUGUGGUGGUGUUUCACAGGGGCCCUGCUCCCCACCUGGCCCUGGCUCCUUCAGCAGCACCUCCAGCUCCCAAGGCAGUGGUAAAAUCAUCCUUCAGCCCUGUGGCAGCAAAUCCAGCUCUUCUGGUCACCCUUGCAUUUCUGUUUCCUCCUCUACAUUGAGUGGGGGUCCCGAUGGCUCUCCCCAACCUGAUCCUUCAGCUGGUGCCAAGCCCUGUGGUCCCAGCAGCUCUGGAAAGCUCCCCUGCCGCUCCAUCCGGGACAUCUUGGCCCAAGUGAAGCCUCUGGGGCCCCAGCUAGCUGACCCUGAAGUUUUCCUACCCCAGGGAGAGUCACUUGACAGUCCAUAAGUUAGCUUUUGCCUACAGGCAUGUGUGGGCAUACACAUGCAUACACACACACACCAUCUCUCAGUUGGGAGAAGACCAGUGGCCCAGGCAUGGGGUUAGCUCUGUUUGCCUCCUUCCCAAGAGAGUUGCUCUAUUUCCUCCAUUGCUCCAAUAUGGCAGACUCCCCUUAUCGUCUCUUUUUUUCUUCAACUCUCCAAAUUCCUUUCCCCAUUCUCUCCUACUGCUUAGAUUCCCCUUAUACUGCAGUGCCCUCUCUGCCAGAUAACCAUUCCCUAAAAUUUCCUCUGUCAUUUAUUUGAGAUGGUACAAUACAUUAGCUAAUCCUACCCAUUCAGAUUCCUGACUGGGAACCCCCUGAAAUGUUCCAUAGUAACUCUGGUUCCUGGAGAAGUCAUCUCCCUUUUUACCUGUUUGCCAAAUAAAGCAAAGUCUAAACUGUUGCUUGAAAGCAAUGACCACUUUUCACUGACCACUCUUUGCCAUCUGGUCAACCAACAUGGCACACCAUGGGGUUCUCACACUCCCAAUUCCAUUCCCACCCUCCACUACAGAGCUCACCACACCCUGUGUGAGUUCCCAACACUCCUUUUUGCCUCUCAAGGUCUCCGUCUCAGUCCCCUGUCCUGGCUGCCACUUCCCUCAAUGCUUAGACGCUUCCCUGUGUGAGGGAGACACCAGGAUACCCUCGGACACUGGAGUAGGUUCCCUGCUCUCUGGACCCUGGACAGAUGGUUCAAUAAACUGUGUGAGCUAGAUGCAGACUUUUGCCAUCUUGGUGUCUUGGGUCUCAUCUUAGGACCUACGUGAUGCUCUUCUGUACCUCUAGAAAUACCCAUGUCCCCCCCAUUUUCACUCAUAAGUUGGAACAGUAUUUCUCUUAUACUUUAUGGCUCCUCCCACAAAGGAGGAAAACAAUAAAUAUUUGUUAAACUGAAAGCAGAGGUUGGUCUCUAAGAUUCUUCCUCACAUUUCUCUACUUUCUCAUUGCUCCAGGAAACCCAUUCUCUCUCCACUCCCCAUUCAUCUAGGGUCUUCCCCUCUCCCUGUAUGGGGCCCUAAUUAUUCCCCUCCCCACCCCAUGCAGGCUCCUUCUUCUCUAAUUUGCCUCAUUUACUAGAUGCCAUCCUCUCUAGGAAUCUGGGCAUUGAUUUCCUGGGUUUCUGGGACCCUUGGAACCUUGGGAAAGCUGGAAUACAACAACCAGAUCAGAUUCCUGGUGACUGAGUGGGAGGGAUCCCAGGUUGGUGUUGUUCUGGGAACUAGGGGUGGAGAGAGUAAAAGACAGAGAGGUUGGGAGCACGACAGGGAGUGCCGCCAAGCAUAGUGACUCAAUAGCCUACAUAAAAAUGUACCAGCCCAUAGCAGAACAGAGCCAAGUGUUCUCUCCACCUCCACACUCUAGCUGCCUCUGCUGCAGUUCUAAAGAGAUCUGUGGGAGGUGAGAGCGCAGAGCACUAUAGUGGAGAAAGGGAGUUGUCUCCAUGGGAGAAGAGAGAGAAAGCAGAGGGUGGGAAGGCCCAGACAGCUGUGUUCUGGGGAGGCUGAGGCCAAGGAAGUUCUCUUACCCGAGGAAGGGGAGAAUGGGCUAUGUUUGUCCCUUUAGGAAGGACCUCACCCAAAGCACAGGCCACCUCUCAGAACCUCUGCUUACAAAGAAAUUUAUUCCUACCCUAGGAUCUAAUCCAUUCCCUGCUAUUGAAUGUGUUAGCUGGACCCAAAUUUAGGGCUAUUGUUGAUCAGAAAUGACCUGGCAGCUGAGCCAACCUGCAGGAUUGACUGAAGACAGAGAAGGGCUGCAGAAUAGUUCUGUCUUUAUUAUCAUUGGUGAGUCACACUUGGCCCAGCAUCUGGCCCUGGACUGCUGCCAAUGACACACAUCAAGGCUCUUAGAGGUUCCAUGCACCACAAUUGUAGGAGGGAUACAGACUCUGAUGUGGGGAUUCCUCUAGGCUCUGGUGUGGUCAAGGUCAAAAGCUUUUACAAAUCUGGUGGAUGUCACUCAAAAAGGACUUUGCUCUCCACUGGCCAGUUCCAAAGAGGAACUCCCCACUCAUCCAGUAGCUAGCAAUCAGGGGCUGAGGAUGAGGAUGGAAAAGGAAAAUCUAACAGCUUAUUUUAGACUUCAUGUAACCAGGGAUGCCUUGCCUGGGUAUCUCCUGGAAGCAACAGAAAAAACAAAGGCAUUUAUACACUUUUUAUUGUAAAAAAUUCAAACAUAUUUACGAGUAAACAAAAGAAUUAAUGAACCCCUGUUCUCUCACAACUCAGCUUCAAAAAUUAUCAAUUCAUGGCCAUUUGACUAUAGCAUUUAAACACUUUCCUCUACUGUGAGUUGGGAACAUCUACUCCCUCUCAGUAUUUCUUAUAUUCUGUCUAUCCAUUUGACCAUCUGUAGUAGACUGAAUGCUGUCCUCCUCAGCACUUCCAAAGAUGUCCACAUCAUCCCUGGAACCUGUGAAUAUGUUAGGUUACAUAGCAAAGGGAAAUUACGGUUGCAGAUGGAAUUAAUGCUGUUAGCUGACCUUAGAGAGAUUAUCCUGAAUUAUUUUGGUGGGUCAACGUAUAAUCAUAAGGGUCUUUAAAUGUGGAAGAGGGAAAAAGAAGAAAAAGUCAGAGUGGUGUAAUGUAAGAAGAUCCUCGGUUUCUGGCUUUGAAUAUGGAGGAAGGGGACCAUGAGCCAAGGAAGGCAGGCCUCUAGAAGCUGGAAAAUGCAAGGAAAUGGAUUCUCCCCUAGAGCCUCUAGAAAGAAACACAACCCUGGUGACUCCUUGAUUUUAACCCAGUGAGAACUAUGACAGACUUCUGAUCUUCAAAAUUGUAAGAUAAUAAACUUGUAUUGUUGUAAGCUA
Messenger RNA from Neogale vison (American mink), 4440 nucleotides. RefSeq names its product corneodesmosin (gene CDSN). Gene Ontology annotation, biological process: cell-cell adhesion; skin morphogenesis. Lineage: Eukaryota; Metazoa; Chordata; Mammalia; Carnivora; Mustelidae. Bases 44 to 1591 code for a protein of 515 amino acids. Gene Ontology annotation, molecular function: protein homodimerization activity. The record is from RefSeq and is a predicted model, not a curated record. The transcript is spliced from 2 exons.